AAUAGUACACUUCAAGCUACCUGGCUGUUCACGUUUCACAUUUCAUAAGUAUGCAAGUUCAAGUGUUUAAAGUAUGACUCAUCUUUUGGGCCGUCAGGACUGUGUUGACAGUCUUCGUAGAGAUUUAAUUGACCUGCAGGGUGCCGUUCUAGACGUUUUCUCCCGAACAGGACCUGUCAGAUGUUCUUCAUGGAAAUUCCCAGAUAAGCAGUCUUGUAAUCUGGACCUUGUUUUGCUAUUGGAGAAAUAUGACUUUGUUGAGGGGGAAGAAGAAUUCAACCAGCACACUCACAUAGUUUUGCUGGAACUGGUGAUCGACAGACUGAUGCUUCUGCUGCAAAGCUUCAGCGCUCACAUCGACCUCAUUUUGGGUGGUAAAGAAAUGCUCCGGCACCAAUCAGAAUGUCAACCCUCAGUGUCCAUUGGCCCAGCGGUUAAAAACUUCUGGAAUAAUCUAGUGCAGCUUGGAAAACAGUAUCCCCGACAGACAAUGUUUAUAAUGUGCUCAAACCCAACCCAGCACACAGAGGCACUCAGAGCCAGUGGCAACCCAGCAGAGAAGCUCAUCCCUGGCAGCCUCUCUGCCUCCUCCCUCCAGGACAGCAGGGGCACAAUCACCCAGCCUCCCUCCCAACAUUGUCUCUCUGGACCAUCCCACAGCACGCCCAGACCCAGACCAGCACCCAGCAGCACAGCAUCCUCCUCCUCCUCUCACCUCUGUCAAUCAUACCCCCGCCUCACCUCCCCCUCCACCCUCAGCCAAUCAGCUGCCAGCUCUCCCUGCCCCACCCCCAACAGAGUCCCACCCACUCCCAGCAUCUCCGCAGACUGCCACAGUGUGGGCACCCAAACGGUGGAGUCCUCACUUGUACCUUGUGAUGCCUGUGCCAGCGUGCAGGCCAGCCUAAGGGAGUCCGGUGCUGCACUGGUGAACCUCUGCGAAACCCUUGGUCUGCCAUGCUCCCUACAGCGCCUCCUGGUGGUGGCGGAGGACUCCGCGAUGGCCGGCCGGCUGUCAGCCUGUGACGUGGCCCAGUGGGCGUCCGAGCAGAAGAGGGACAUGGGGCGCCUGGGGAAACACCACCAGGAGGUGAGUGCAACGCUGGACGCCCUCAGAGAGCAACUGAAGACAGCGGAGGAAGAGAGAGGGGAGCUGAAGACUUGGAUGGAGGGAGAGCUACAGGAGGAGCUGGAGGAACUGAGGAGAGGUGCUGUUUUAAUGCAGAGCAAGAACAAAGAGCUGAGUGCUGAACUGAGUUUGCAGAGGGAGGCCCUACACACACUUGCGGGCGAAAGUGAUGCUCUACAAGAGGAAGUGAGGCGUUUGCAGGCACAGGAAGUGACAUGGACCCAAGUGGAAGAGAGGAGGCGGGACCUGAUGACGGAUCUCAGCAACACUCGCUUGCUAUUAGACAAGGAAUGCGCCAAGUAUCAAAGUGCAACUCGUCAGCAUGAGUCUUUGCAGAUGAAACAGAGGGCUCUUCUGGAGCGUGUGGAUUCUCUGGUCUCUGAGUGUGAGGAGCUGCAGACCACACUGGAGGAGAAAGAGGAGCUCACACACACCCUCUCACACAUCUCUGAGGAGAGAGACACACUGAGUCAACAACUCACAAAGCAACAGGCUGAGUGUGUGGAGCUGCAGGAGGAGAGGGGGCGUCUGGCAGCUCGAGUGGCUGAGCUGGAGAGUGCCGCACGGGGCCUGAGGGAGGAGCUGAAGCAGGCUGCCCGGAGGGAGAGGAUGCUGGUGGCUUUCCCCGAGCUCAACCCCCUGGCACAGGGGGCGCCCCAGAGUACAGGUGACGUGCUGGGGGACAUGGAGCAGCAGCUGCAGGUGAACUGUCUGCGGAUCCGAGUCCUGGAGCAGGAGAACACGUCUCUGAGGAGCAGCCUGGAGAAGCUGAGGGAGAGGGGCAGAGUCAGAGCUGCCAACCAGCCUGCCGAGGUAUGGUCUCCUCAGCACCAGAGUAUGUCUGACAUGUCUAAACGUGUGCAGCAGAUGUAUCCAGCUAAUGCUGCCCGUAGCGCACAGGGUGAGCGGCGCCUGGCUGAAGUGAGUGUUGCUGCACAGGAUCGGGGCACUGCUGCAGCGGAUAUGGGCCCUUGGGAGCCCUCCCCUUCUCUCUCCCGGGGCCUCCCUUCUCCUUCCUCCCUCUCGUCCUUCUCCUUCUCCUCCUCCUCCACUACUCCCUCCAUCCUUCACCAGCAGACCCUCCAGCUCUCCCUCCCUCCGGAGUCCACGGAGGCCUCACAGACCUACGCCAAGAUCCGCCAGGCCGCUCGAGCCCGCUCCGCAGGCGGCCGACACCGGAGGAAGUGAUAUCACGACUGUCCCAUCCUAUGUCACAUGUGUUGCAACCAUAGCAGAAAUGGGAGUUGUGGAUUCCUCUCUCUUUCUCUUUUUCUCUCUCUCUGUAUGUGUGUGUGUGUGUUUGUAUGUCUUCAGAACAGAUUUGUCCUUUCUCCUGAGAAAAUGUUUACUUUAUGUGCAGUGUCACACAGGCUUUGGCCUUCUAAAUCUUUUGUCUAUCUUGGAAGAUUUGGACUACAAUCCAAAGUUGCCAGUCCAUGAAGAAGCAUGACCUCAACAACUGUUGACUUGCCCUAAGAGAAUGAUUGGAGGACUUUACUGUUCAGUGUCAGUUUUUGUUCUGUGUAUGUAUUGUUUCUGUGUUCAUGUUUUUUUUUUUUUUUAUCUUACUGUUGUUCCAUCAUGAUAAUGGAGGAUGUAAUUGUAAACUUUAAAGAUGUUAAUAAUAAAUACCUUUAAUCGGAUCAUUUUGCACAAUGAAAAGCAGUCCCUUUGUAAAUCAAAAAUGAAUUAUCUGGAACAAUUAGAAAUACAUCCAUUCUUUCAAGGCAUCCACACACACACACAGCAGCAUACUUUACUAAAUUGAGUGGUCAUGUGGGAGAA
Molecule: messenger RNA, 2914 nt
Organism: Clupea harengus (Atlantic herring)
Lineage: Eukaryota; Metazoa; Chordata; Actinopteri; Clupeiformes; Clupeidae
Gene: ccdc157
Product: coiled-coil domain containing 157
Source: RefSeq, a predicted model, not a curated record